Molecule: messenger RNA, 750 nt
Organism: Empidonax traillii (willow flycatcher)
Lineage: Eukaryota; Metazoa; Chordata; Aves; Passeriformes; Tyrannidae
Gene: ZNF593
Product: zinc finger protein 593
Exons: 3
Coding region: 17-418 (133 amino acids)
Molecular function (GO): nucleic acid binding; zinc ion binding
Source: RefSeq, a predicted model, not a curated record
CGGCGUGGUGGCCGCCAUGUCGCCGCGGAACGGCCGCCGCACCGGAGCCCAUCGGGCGCACUCGCUCGCCCGCCAGCUCAAGACCAAGCGGCGCCGCCGCGACCUGGACGAGAUCCACGUGGACAUGAAGCCCGAGAACGCGGCGCGGCUGCUGCGCCAGGAGGUCGACCCCGACCUGCCGGGCUGCGCCCAGUUCUACUGCCUGCAUUGCGCGCGCUACUUCGUGGACAUGAACAGCAUGAAGGAGCACUUCAGGUCCAAAGUGCACAAGAAGAGGCUGAAGCAGCUGCGGGAGACUCCGUACACGCAGGAGGAGGCCGAGCGCGCCGCGGGGAUGGGCUCCUACGUCCCCCCAAAGAAGGUGGAGGUGCAGACCCAGCCCCUGGAGGAGGCCACUGAGAUGGAGACGUCCAGCUGAGCCCUGGGUACGAGGGACUGAGAUCUGGCGGCUCUGUGAGGGCGCCUUUGUCCUCAGCUUUGUGAGCAGAACACGUCCCAGCACAGCCUGCCAGGAAAAACCACCCUGCUCCUCCUGCAGCCCCGGGACUAACGAGGAGAAGGAGCCAAGGAGACCCUGGGUGCCCUCACUGUGUGUCCUCCUUCUCCAGGAAGGGACAAGCAGCUUGUUCCCUCAGCUUGUCCCUGGCAGGACUGUGCGCUCCUCUCGUUGCUUUUGGAGAGAUUUUGGGUGUCUGUCCUUGGGUCAGAGGUUGUUGCAGCGAUUCACCCAUUAAAAUAUGUCAACUGAGA